Molecule: messenger RNA, 2775 nt
Organism: Adineta steineri
Lineage: Eukaryota; Metazoa; Rotifera; Eurotatoria; Adinetida; Adinetidae
Source: the annotation of a GenBank genome assembly
AUGUCACACUAUGAUGAUGAUGAUAAUGAUGUUAUCACUGGCGACCAAGAUCCAACAAGUGAAACAAAUAAUGCAUUGUUAAACGGAAAUGAUUAUCCAAAUAGUCCAAUGGAUGGUGUACAGGAGUUCCAAGAUGGCCUCACGGAAGAUGAACAAUCGGUGGUUGUAUUGGAUCCAAACCAUCCACUUAUGGCUCCAUAUCAAAAAGCGCUUAAAGAGUAUCUCGUUAAACAAGAGGAAAAAUUUAAUAUCCAAUUACGAGAAGCUGACAAUGAACUAAAACAAAUGCGUGAUAAACGUGAGGGACUCGGUGUAACUUUGUAUAAUCUUCAACAAGAACUAGCACGUCAUCAAAUGUUACUCGAAAAAGAACAUGAUCAUUAUGGCGAAGUAAACCAAGAUCGACAACGUAUUGAUCAAGAAUUGACACAAACAAAAGAUAGACAUUUAAAGAAAAAAGAUGAUCUCGAUACACAAAUGAAACAAACUUUGGAUACUCAAAAAGAACGUGAUGUUCUUCAACGUCGAUUGUACUAUUUAAGUAAAGCUAAAAAUGAUGUACGUAAUGAUCUAUCAACAAUGCGUCGAGCAACAGAAAAAGUCGAUUCUGAAGUAACAAAACUUGAAGCAGAUAAAAAAGAACAAGAUUUUUUUGUUAAUCGUCUUGUACAACGAGUUGAUAUGUUUCGAGAAGAAAUAGCACAAAAUGAAUAUCAAUUAAAAGUUCAAAUGGAGGAACGAAAACAUAUCACUCAAACAUUAACUGAAGCAAAACUUGAAUCAGAAACAUUAGAAUUAGAAAAAAAACAAUUAAUGCAAAACUGGAACAGUUGUUUAAUUGGUAUUCGAAGACGUGAUGAAGCACAAGCAACAAUGAAUGAAGCUGUCAGAUUACAAAAUCAACGUAUCGAUACAAUGCAUACUGAAAUGGAAUCAUACAAACGUUCAAUUGUAAAAGAACAAGAACUAAAUGAAAAACUUACAUUAGUUUUAAAUCGAACAAAAUAUGAAAUACAAAAUCUAGAAAAACUACUCGAAAUAAACAGUGAAAAAUCCGAAACAACUAAACAAGAAAUGUCAACGUAUACAAAAGCACUCGAAGAAACUCAACAUAUGCUUAAUCGUGUUAAUAAUGAAAAAGCUGAAAAACAACAUGAUUUAGAUAUCUUACGACGUGAUAUUGAAAAAGAAAGUCAAGAAUGUAACAAAUUAGAAGAUGAAAUUUAUCAACGUGUUCAAGAACAAUUAACUGCUGAAAAAGCUGCUGAAUAUAGUUCGAAAUUACGUUUUAAACUUAAAGAAUCUACACGUGAAAUUGAACGUAAUUUAUCUAAACUUGAAAAUGAUAUCUCACGUGCACGAUUAGAAAAAACAUAUUUAUUAACAAAUAUUCAACAACUUGAAGCACAAUCAAAAGAAUAUAAUGAUCAAAUAAUGGAUAAAAAUCAAGUUAUAACACGUAGUGAACAAGAAAUCAAACGACGUGUUUUAUUAAUUGAACAAAAACAAAAUCAAAUUGAUUUAAUGAAUAAAAAAUUAGAACAUUUAAAAGAAAAAGCUGGUGGUGUUGAAUUAGGACCAUUAGAAAUUGAAGUAUUAAAUUUACAAAAAUCUAUAGCACAAACAGCAAAAGAAAUUUUCGAACUUGAACAAACAUGGUUACGAGGACAAAAUGAAUUAGUACGUUUAACAAAUGAAAAAGAUGUAUUAGAAAAAGAUACCGAUGCAAUGAAAUUAAAAUAUACAAUUUUAACAUCAAGAAAAAUUCGAACUGAAAAUACAAUUAAAAAUAUGGAAACUGAUUGUACGCAUUUAAAACGACAAAUGGAAUUAUUAACACUUGAUUUAGAACGUUUAAAUAAAUUGAUUUAUAAAGAAGCAACAAAUAAACAUUCAUUAGAACGAAACAAUCUUUUAUCAGAAGGUGAUUUUGUUCGAGAAUUAAAAAUAGCUGAAAAAGAUGCUAUACAUAUGGAACAAGAAUUAGUUGAAAUACGAAAGGAAAGAGAAAAUCUUUUAGCAAAUCUUGUCGAAGCAGAAAAACAAAUUAUGUUUUGGGAACGAAAAAUUCAGUUAGCAAAAGAAAUGAAAUCAGCUGUUGAUUCUGAAACUGGUCAAGGUGAAAUACGAGCAAUGAAAUCUGAAAUUCAUCGUAUGCAAGUUCGUUAUGAUCAAUUAUUACGACAACAAGAAAAAUUAAUUCGAGAUAUGGAAACAAGUGUAUUACGACGAGAUACAAUUGUUACUCGAGGAGAAUUUCAACAAAAAAUACCACAAAAUAAAGCUACUAUGCAAAGUACUGUACAAAAGAAAAUUACCGAUUUACAAAGAAAAAUACGAGAUUCAACUCAACACGCUGCUGAACUUGAACAGCAACUUGAUGAAUAUAAGAGUAUUCAACAAGAACAUGUGACACGUAUGACUGAACUUGAACAACAAAGAGAUCAAGCGACACAUGACAAUACUAAACUUGAUGAACGUAUUGCAGAAUUAAAUUCACGAAAAAAUAUGAUGUUUAUCACAUUAACUGAAAAACAAUUACGAGCGAAAUAUUAUGAACAAAUAAAAGAAGGAAAAUAUGUUAAAGUUCAUCAAACACCAGAUGCAGUUAAUGCAGCACGUGAAAAUCAAGUAAAUCGUUUAAGAUAUUUUGAAGCAAUUUUACAUGGUUUAUCUGAACGUUGUCCACAAUAUCAUCGUCAAUUUAUUCCCAUACAAGAUAUGCUUCGAAAACGAUUAGCAGAUCAAGUCGGUCGUCCAUCAUCCAGUCAAUGA